AAAGAGAAAACUGUCGAAUUCACUACUACCUUGUUGCAUAUGCCUUGAUAAGAACUGAUAACCGGUUGCUAAAGUACAAAUGAACAGUCAGGCACGUUGCUCAUACAUAAGUAUACACGAGUAGUGUCCAAAGAAGUAUAAAUACUUUAGUUUAAGCAAGAAGCUUUAGCAGCGAGAAGCUAAGCGUACAACUUGAAAACAAUUCGAAUCUUAGGAAAAUGCAACGUUGGCUAAAUCGUGUCGCAGUAGUAACAGGCGCCAGCUCUGGCAUUGGGGCAGCUGUUGCCAAGGAUCUAGCCAAUAAUGGAAUGAUCGUCGUGGGCUUGGCACGUCGCGUUGAACGUGUUGAGUCAUUACGCGAUGAAGUCAAGGCAGACGCACGCGACCGUAUUCAUGCUAUCAAGUGCGACGUACGAAAGGAAGACGAAAUCGUCGCUACAUUCCAGCAAAUCAUUACAAAGUUUGGACCAAUAGCUGUGUUGGUGAACAAUGCGGGUAUUGUACGAUCCUCAGAUUUAGCGGGCGAUAAUAACUCCGAGGAUUUGCGCGAUAUCCUCGCCACGAAUGUAUUGGGCGUAGCAAUUGCCACACGUGAGGCAUUUCGAUCAAUGAAGGAGAAUGGUGGUGAUGGACAUGUAGUAAUUAUCAACAGUAUAGCCGGCCACCAAGUGCCUUUUACAAAUAACUCAAUUUCAAUUUAUCCUGCUUCAAAACAUGCAAUCACCGCGAUGACCGAAAGUUACCGCCAGGAAUUCUUCAGAAAUAAUACCAAGGUUAAAGUGACGAGCAUCAGUCCGGGUUGUGUAGACACUGAGGUAUUUACGGAGGAUAUGCGGCCUUACAUCACAGAGAUGCCCUUGCUGAAGGCGAGCGAUGUGUCUGAUGCACUAAUUUACUGUCUGGGAACGCCACCACAUGUGCAGAUUCCUGAGCUGACAAUUAGACCAAUGGGCGAAGCAUUUUAAUUCAAAAUAAUUUACUGAUGGUUGGAAAAUCGACUGCCUCAUAGAUCAUUUAUAUACAAUUAUAGCUGUACCCUGCCACGCCUUGCUGUGGGAUAUACCUGUUAUAUGGAUGAUAAAUUAUUAUAACAAAGCGUUUCAUAUGUGUUUGAUUUUGUAAUAAGUACUUGUGUGCUCAUAAUA
Messenger RNA from Rhagoletis zephyria (snowberry fruit fly), 1145 nucleotides. RefSeq names its product farnesol dehydrogenase-like. The record is from RefSeq and is a predicted model, not a curated record. NCBI's taxonomy places the organism in Eukaryota, Metazoa, Arthropoda, Insecta, Diptera, Tephritidae.